Messenger RNA from Labrus mixtus (cuckoo wrasse), 5671 nucleotides. RefSeq names its product mucin-2-like. The record is from RefSeq and is a predicted model, not a curated record. Lineage: Eukaryota; Metazoa; Chordata; Actinopteri; Labriformes; Labridae. The transcript has 3 exons. Bases 41 to 4699 code for a protein of 1552 amino acids.
AGAUAUGCUCUCUACUUCUGAAUAGCAAUCAUUUGCCACCAUGAACUGUGGAUUUUUCCUGAGCCUACUGGCAGCUGUCUGCCUACCUCACUUUGGGGUCACAGCCUCUACUGAGGUUCCUGGAAUAAGUACAGCAAAUGAAUUGACCACUACAGUGCCAGAGAUCAGUGAAAUUUCUACAACUCAGCCAAUCAAAAGUCAACAUACACCUACAUCAACAACACUGACAACACCUACAAUGCCCCUCAACGAGUCCAAUAUGUUUACUUCCACUGAGGUAAUAACAAAUUCCUCCAACAGCAAAGAGGACACCAUGGGCACCUCUGUACCAAAUGUAACUGGAGUCAACAGAGAAACAUCGGUGGCAAUGGAGGAAAUAACUGCAAUAUCCUCAUCAGAGGAAAGUCCAAAAAAUGCAACAGCUACAGAAAUGAAUACUGUUUCUCAGGAUCAUUCUAUGACUGCUGUUCAUGAAUCUGCUCAAACCAGUCCAUCACCUUACAUGUCAACAAACAAGUCAACGUCAGAAACAUCAUUGGAAAAUCAUGGCACUUCUCCAAUGGUUAGCAAUGAACAAUCAUCUUUUCUUGAGCCUGGCACUUCAACAGUGGUGCAUAAUGCUUCAGAACAGGUGAAUUCUUCAGCAGAGACAGUGACAGCAACACAGAUUCUCAUUGACUCAAAACAAAGUCUUUCAACCUCAACUGCAGCUCAGUCCAGCCAUCAGCUGACAAUUCAAGAAUUUAGUUCACCUGUACCAAAGUCAACUGCGAUAGUUACAGUAGUGUCUAGUGAUAUCUCUUCACCAUCAGUUGACGAAACUACCACAUCAUCAACCCUGGAAAAUAGCCAUACUGUGGACUCACCCACAAACAUAUUUGCAACUGCCACGCAAACCACACCUAAGCUCUCAGAGAUCACAGAUCAAAACACACCAACCAACAUUCCAGAUGCUUCACAAGCUGCUGCUUUUUCAGGAAGCACUCCUGUACUCCAAACUCCAGACGCAACACAGACAGAAGAGCCAAAUUUGAUCUCCAACAAAACUAGCACUAUAGCUUUCAACCUCACCACAGCAAUAUUUGAAGAGGAGAUGAAUUCAGUAAGUAUACCACCUGAAAAAGUGACUGAAAUGACCUCUAUGCUAAAGAAAACAACAAGUACAGGCAAGGCACAAACAACUUCCACCUCAAACCACAGAACAACUCUACAAACAACUUCCUUAGUAACAAACAACACAACAGCUUCAGAACAUAUGCCUUCCCCUGGAGAUGAAGUUAAUGUCACUGAAGGUCAGAAUUCAGAAUAUAUCAAAACCACUGAGAAACAAACAACACCCAUUACAACACACAAUUCUGCAUUAGCAAAUUCAGAAGUAACUCCAGGAGCAAAUGGUAAUAUUUUGUCUACAAUGUAUGUAAUCGCUGCUCCAAAUCAAGGCACACCCUUUGUAACAACUACAUCUGCAACAUUAUCAAGUACAACAGCAACAGAAACUACAUCUGUAGAGAAGGCAACCACCAAACCAUUGACAGAACCUAAAAGUUCUGAAACAACAAAAAGAACAACACUUAUGGUUUCAGAACUCCACACUUCACCAAUACAAAAUAUGGCAUCACUGACCAAAAUGUCUACUCCAAUAUCUGCAGCACCAACAACACUAUCUGCUGACAAAUCUGUUCAUACAAACAUUUCCUCAUCUGCACAGAAACAACUUACUGAACUCGCACCAUCAGUAUCUACCCCAACAUCACCCCAAUCAGUUACAAAAGCUACAAUGAACUCCACAACAAUAACACAAAGCAUACAUUUAAUAAACAAAUCAAAUAAUGUAACUCUGGACCCCAAAUCCAAAACAACCCAAGUCAUUACAGAGUCCAUUUUAACAUUAAAACAAAAUGUAUCUUCAGUAAAAGACACAACUGAGAGUUCACCUUUUUUAGUAACAUCAAUCACCACUGCAUCUCAAACUAUCACAUCUACAAUUACCGACACUAUAACUUCAAUACAAACUAAAGCAUCCAUAAGAACAGCAUCUACAGCCAUGGCGGCACAAUCCAUGGUAGCAUCAACCCAAGAAACACCCAAAAGUAAAGUGCCUACACCAAAUAACAGAACAUCAAUGCCAAUUACAGAAUGGACAGCAUCAACAACUCAAUCUAAAGCAACUCAAACAGAAACCUCCAAAAUCUCAGCACAACCAACACUGUCCAUCACAGCAGACAUUGAGAUGACUGUAGCAGCAGAAUCAACCACAACACCAUUAAAUAUCACAUCGACACUAACUAAAUCACCUGCAUUUGCUUCAACAGAAUCAGUCACAUUACAAAUGUCAAUAGCUGAACAGGUGACAACUUCUGGAUCAAAAACUGAUCACAGCACAGAACCAACACUAAGUGGACCAUCAUCAAUUCCAACGCAAACUACAAUGUCAAUAUCCAUAACAACCCAAACUCAAUCUAAUCCACCUUUAACAACACUAACAUCAACAAAAACUUCACCAUCUGUGGAAACUGCGUUACAGACUAUAUUUGGUAAAACACCUGUUGAAACACAACCCACCAGUAAAACACCACUAUUUACAGGGCAAACAGCAACCAAUGUGGGGAUAAGUAGCAAUGCAAUGACAAAAGACAGCACACCAUUUAGCAGAGAGUCAACAACUCUUCAAAAACAGGAAAUAGAAUCCUCAACAGUGCCUUUAGAGAAAUCUUUAGUGUCCACGACGACAUCAUCCCCAACAAUGCUAAAUCAACCCUCAGAAUCUGCAACUUUAUCACCCAUAACAUCGACCGAACACAUGACAACAGCUCCACUACAAACAGUAUCUUCUGUAAAAGAAGCACCAAAUAAAACAUCAACCAACACCCAUGUAUCUACAACAUAUUUUCCAAGAUUGACGAAAACUGAAGUAACCAUGUCAGAAACAACAACACUUAUGUCUACUUCUAAUAAACAAGAUGAAGAUUUUUCAUUAGCACUACAAUCAACUACAACCCCAUUACAAACGACUUCAACACAAACUAAUUUAUUUGUUCCGACACUGCCACAAACAACAAUAGAUGAAACAUCAGGAAACAGAUCAGCACAUGUCACAAAUGAAUCCUCACAUGUACAAAUGACAGAAUCAGUUAUAACACAAUCUUCAUCAACCGUGGUACCACCCACAACCACAAAACAAAGUGCAGGAUUCACAACAGUUCACAGCAUAACACCAUCCCUGAGUGGAUCAGAAAGUACAUCAACACAAACCACACCAUCUACGGCAACAGUAUUAAGAACACAAGAUGUGUCUGAAACCAAACCUGCACAAUCUUUUCCACCUACAAUGGAAUCAGCAGCAACAUCAACAAAAAAGGGGACAUCCGCAUUAGCAAGGCCAUCAUCAUCAUCAUCUUCAUCUUCAUCAUCAUCAUCUUCAUCAUCAUCAUCAUCAGCAACAGAACACCUCACAACUGCCAAACAGGAAUCAACAGCAAGUUACAGCUCAACACCAACUCAAAGUAAAUCGAUAGUUACACCAACAUUAACUUCACCAAACACAAACAUAGUGUUUACACCAAACAGUGUCUCCACAAUGGUAUCAAUACAGUCUGUUUCACCAAUGAUAAACUCUGCAACAACAUCAACACAAGCUACACAAUCUGUCUCAACACAGCAGCAAACUACAGAUAUGCAAACAACAAUAAACGGACCAGUGGUCCCAACACAGUCUUUUCCACCAAUGAUAGAAUCAGCAACAACAUCAACACAAAGUAUGCUGUCUGUCCCAACAAAGCAACAAACUUCUGAUGGGCAAACAGCAGUAAGAGGAACAACAGUAAUUGAAAACACACAAUUAACAUCUCAAGCACAAAGUAUAGCACAUGUCACAGAUUCACCAACACUUAAGUCAGCAUCAUUUUCAACAACACUGCCCACAGCCACAAAUGCACAAACUGCAAGAGUUAAAAGCUUAACACCAACAAACAGUGGACUAGACUCUAAACCAACAGUGAACAAUUUAACAACAGAAAUAAAAGGAUCUCUGGAAUCAAGUGCCACAGCAGCACCAACAGAGCUAUUUUCACCAACAAAGAAACCAGGAAUAGGAUCAACACAAAUUAUAACUGCAGCAGCAACAAUUCCAGAAACUACACCAUCUGACACGCCAAGUGUAUCAAGGACAAUCCAUACAACUCCAAUUCAAAGUACAACUUUUAAAGAAGAAAAAAAUGUACCAAUUCAUGCUACAGAAUUUGUCUCAACAACAGCCAAACUUACUACCACAUCAAAAGGAACACAAUUCACAGCCCAGAAGCCCACCACAGCUUACAGCUUAAUGAAAGCUACGCCAACAAACAUGUCAACUCCUGUGCCACCAGGCUCAUCCCCACCAUCUAGACUUGUGUCUCCAACCACUUCACCCAACUCCUUAACAUCAAUCUUUAAACCUGCAAAAGGAAUGACGGAUAAUGUCACAGAUACAAGUUCUCUUCAGCCCUUGCCCCUUUUUUCUGAGGAUGCAUCAACCACAAAUCCCACCAAAGCCAAAACAGCACAGCACCAAUUUGAUCAUACUUCUGGUCCCUUACUUGGAGAAACAACUGUUUUUUUCCAAUACAACCCAAAAGUGGCUGCUGUAAGGCCUCUUGUCUUUGAUUACCCAAUUGUUAUCCGGACCACAUUCCCUGUUUCUGAUGCCUUCAAUGAAGAGUAACCAGACCAGGACAACACAAGUGAGAUACCAACAUUGUCAUCAGAAGCGUGAAUUCUGAGCAGUAGCAAGGGAAUUAUUGCCUUCAGUCUUGGCACUCAUCAUCUACAACUACCUGUAGCUCGAUACUUCACAGGUUUAUUCAAAGAAUGCUGAAGUCAAAUGUGUGUUGACAAAGAUGGACUGCUCUGCUUUCUUAAGUAAGAUUCAAGUGACUGUUCCUAUCUUAUUGAGUUAUCAUCCAAAAGUAGUAUGUCAUGUUGAUGAUAAUGCUGAGGCUAUUCUAAAUGAAUAUUCUUUUUUUUUUCUUUUUUCUCUGCUGUCCAUUUCUUAUGUGCAGCAGAUAAACUUUAGCUCGGAAAUGUCUGCAGCAACAAAUAGACAUGUCAUUCAUCAACCAAUGUCAUGGAUGGCUAAAACAAGGAAUGUUAAAGUAAACCAGGCGAUGAGUCACACGUUUGUGGGGAUUAGGCCAGCUACAGCCCCAUUACUUAAUUUUUCCUGUGUCCUUUUCAAAGAUAAUCUUCAUAACCUACCUUAAAAAACAUACUAUUAAAAAACAUGCUGAUAACAAUGAUAAGAAUUUAAAGGCCUUUUUACAGGUGUAAUUAUUUUACUUUUUUUUGUUGCUAUGUCGUGUCUUUUUAAUUUUCUGCAAUGCAGGAAUUUCCUACUAUUAUUCAGACAUUGAGGUAUGAUAUGUUGGGGAACAAUCAGAUUUCUUAUCAGACAAAAUAAAACAUUUAAAUAAAGUUAAGCCAUGCAUUUUAUUCUCUCUGUUUUCCCUGUACCUAAACUAAUAAAUAUGUCCUUUACUUGGCAGAGCAAUGCCUUUUCCUGGGUCUUUCUGUAGUUUUGUAGAUCUUUACAGAUCUUAUCUGUAGAAUGAACUCCUAUUUAUAGUGGCUGUAAAUCAAAAUUAUUCUUAUUUUAAUAUUCUGAAACCAUUACCACCUUCAAUAAACUAUCCAUUUA